Messenger RNA from Tuber aestivum (summer truffle), 2426 nucleotides. The record is from the annotation of a GenBank genome assembly. Lineage: Eukaryota; Fungi; Ascomycota; Pezizomycetes; Pezizales; Tuberaceae.
AGAUGUUGGGAAGGAAAAACUUUAUAAGAGACGGAUUUCCGGUGGUCCAGAUAUUUUCUGUGAGGACUUCAACUCGAGGAUAGACCUCUAUAUUAGUGGCUGUUAGCACUCUUUUUCUCCAAAAUGAUCACCACCAGCCUCCUUCUGCUGAUUGCCGUAGUAAACACUUUGGUGUCGGCAAUCCCGGUUUCUGAACCUGCCUCGGAUGAAAAACAUACUUGCACCAACACCGCGGAUUCAAGGAACUGCUGGUCACCAGGGUUUGACAUUAAUACCGAUUAUUACACUAACACCCCUAAAACCGGUCGUACAGUGGAGGUCCGACUGAACAAUUGCCCCUGAUGAAUAUCUGCGAAGGCUAACCCUUACAGCAUAAAUGGAGCAUUACCAAUAAAACGAUGGCCCUCGACGGCUACGAAAGAUCUGUGUUGGUAGUGAAUGGGCAAUAUCCUGGGCCAGCGCUGGAAGCGAAUUGGGGGGACUACAUAGGUGCGUUCAAAAUGGCUACAGAAAUCAAUCCGAUACAAGCUUCUCGGACAUGAAAUCUCAUAGAUUUACAGUGGUUCAUAUAACCAACGAAUUAACGUCCGGAACCGGUAUCCACUGGCAUGGAGCACGUAUGCUGGGUACUCCAGAUGCAGACGGAGCUAUUGGUGUCACUCAAUGCCCUAUUGCUGUGAGAAAACUUCAUUCCCGAACCCACUUUCCCGUCCAUAUGCUGAUGAUUCCAGCCGGGAGAAACCUACACCUAUAGAUGGCAUGCGACGCAAUACGGAACUUCCUGGUACCAUUCGCACUUUUCACUUCAGUACACCGACGGUGUUGUGGGCCCCAUUGUCGUUCACGGCCCCAGCAGUGCGAACUGGGACAUCGAUCUCGGACCCGUACUCCUAACGGAUUGGUUUCAUAGACCUGCAAAUGAUCUUGCCACUGAGAUGGCUCAAUCAAUCACCGGAUUCCCACCAGUUGCCGACAACGGAUUGAUAAAUGGCAAGAAUAAGUACGAUUGCUCGAGUUCAGGUUCUCCAGACCCGAAUUGUAAAAAUUCGGGAACGAGAUACGAAACCAAAUUCCAGGCCGGAAAGAAACAUCUAUUGAGAAUCGUAUAUCUCCCAAAGCCCACUACGGCCUUUGCCAAAAUAGCUAACUUUGCUAGGUGAAUACCGGGACAGAUGUAAUGUUCAAGUUCAGCAUCGACGGGCAUAAGAUGAAAGUUGUUUCUACUGAUUGGGUUCCCAUCAAACCGUACGAAGCAGAAGUGAUCUCCAUAGCUAUUGGGCAGGUUAGGCACUCGAAUCCACACCUCAGGAUAGCUCAGGCUAAUCGAAGUCUUUAACGCCAGCGAUAUGAAGUGAUCGUCGAAGCAAACGCUACUCCAGGUGACUACUGGAUGCGUGCCGUCCCACAGCUCAGCUGCCUCCCACCGAAUCCCCGGCGAUACGACAUUAGUGGAAUCAUUCGUUACGACUACUCUACCUUGGAUCCAACAAGCUCCCCUUGGAACACCACAGAUCAGUGCGAAGAAGAGAAUGGAAAACACAUCGCCCCCUUUUUUAAAGACGACGCCGGGAGCGCAAACCUUGAAGAGAACUUUCAACUAACCUUGUUACGCACGAACACCAGCGGAACGGUACCGGCAUUCCAAUGGAUAGUUAACGACAAUCAUUACAAUCCAAACACUUCAGCUCCGUCGAUAAUGCUUAUCAAUGAAGACCGAGGCGUGAUUGUCCCUAAAUCGUAUUCAGCCACGGAGGUGACACCUAUCGAUGGGGUAAGUUUUCCUGAACGUAUGCGCUCUACCCGAAUGCUGACGCCUCGGGUCGACUAAACAGUGGACAUACUUUAUCAUUCAAAGCCUCUUGCCUGGUAAGUUUCUUCGCUAAGUUGAUUCAUUGGUCCCUCGGUUAAUAAUCAACAAGUCGGUCAUCCCUUCCACCUACACGGCCACGACUUUUACGUCCUCGGGAAGGGUGUAGGAAUAUACGAAAAUACACCCAAUCACCCAAAGCUCCUCCUAAAAAAUCCCGUCCGCAGAGACGUGGCGUUCUUGCCAGCACAAGGCUUUCUCGUCAUCGCGUUCAAGAAUGAUAAUCCGGGCGCCUGGUUGAUGCAUUGCCAUAUCGCCUGGCAUCUACAUCUGGGUCUCGCUAUGUAAGCCCCUCUCCCUAACCUCAAGCCAAGGACCAAAUUACUGACGGCGCGCAGGCAAGUCAUUGAGCGGAAGGAGGAAAUGCCCGUGAACCGCCCAGAGGAGAUAGAGGCAGUAUGUGAUGCUUGGAAAGUCUUCGAUAAGAGCAAUGGAGAUGACGGUGCUUGAUCAAGGGCGAGUAGAGAGAAGAGUACAACACUAGGUUUUUUAAUAUAUUUUAUCUGCUAGAUUAGUAGAAAGCUUGUAGCUGGUGUUUAAUAUAUUACAGAUUAUAGUC